This is a messenger RNA of Trichoderma reesei QM6a, 366 nucleotides long. RefSeq lists its product as uncharacterized. The transcript is spliced from 3 exons. Lineage: Eukaryota; Fungi; Ascomycota; Sordariomycetes; Hypocreales; Hypocreaceae. Gene Ontology annotation, biological process: mitochondrial respiratory chain complex III assembly. The record is from RefSeq and is a predicted model, not a curated record. Gene Ontology annotation, cellular component: mitochondrial membrane. Bases 1 to 366 code for a protein of 121 amino acids.
AUGCCUCCCAAGAAACCCAUCAACUGGGGGCUGUGGAUCAAGGUCCUGGUGGGCGGAUCGGUCAUCAGCAUUGGCGGGCCAGCACUGACUUUCUGGCUGGUGCCAACGGAGGAAGAGCUGCGGUCCAGGUACAAUCCUGAACUGCUCAAGAGGAGCCUGGAGGGCAGAGAGGAGAGGCAGCAGGAGUUUGACCAGUUUGUCACGCGGCUCAAGGAGUACUCCAAGUCUGAUAAACCAAUUUGGGCCGUCAUGAAAGAAGAAGAGGAAAGGAAGAAGAGAGCAGAUCUGGAAGCCGCAAGGUUACAGCAAUUGGAGGCAGCUGCACGGAGAGACGAAAUGCGCCGAGAGGCGGGCCUCGGAAAAUAA